Puma concolor (puma) is the source of this 1323-nucleotide messenger RNA. Lineage: Eukaryota; Metazoa; Chordata; Mammalia; Carnivora; Felidae. The record is from RefSeq and is a predicted model, not a curated record.
AUGCCAAUUCCUCCUCCCCCUCCACCGCCCCCUGGUCCUCCUCCACCUCCCACUUUUAAUCAGGCAAACACAGAGCCGCCCAAGCUGAGUAGAGAUGAGCAGCGGGGUCGAGGUGCCCUAUUACAGGAUAUCUGCAAAGGGACCAAGCUGAAGAAGGUGACCAAUGUUAAUGAUCGGAGUGCUCCCAUCCUUGAGAAACCCAAAGGAAGCAGUGGUGGUUAUGGCUCUGGAGCAGUUGCCCUGCAGCCCAAGGGAGGUUUCUUCCAAGGGGGAGUGCCGAAGCUCCGACCUGUGGGAGCCAAGGAUGGUUCAGAGAACCUAGCUGGUAAGCCAGCCCUACAAGUCCCCAGUUCUCGAGCUGCUGCCCCAAGGCCACCGGUGUCUACAGCCAGUGGGCGCCCUCAAGAUGAUACAGACAGCAACCGAGCCUCACUCCCAGAACUGCCCCGGAUGCAGAGACCAUCGUUACCGGACCUCUCUAGGCCUAAUACCACCAGCAGUACAGGCAUGAAGCACAGCAGCUCUGCCCCUCCUCCACCACCCCCGGGGCGGCGGGCCAACGCUCCCCCUACACCUCUGCCUGUGCACAGCAACAAAGCCCUAGCCUACAACAGAGAGAAACCCUUGCCGCCCACACCUGGACAAAGGCUGCACCUUGGUCGAGAGGGACCUCCUGCUCCACCCCCAGUCAAACCACCUCCUUCCCCUGUGAAUAUUAGAACGGGACCAAGUGGCCAGUCUCUGGCUCCUCCUCCUCCGCCUUACCGCCAGCCUCCUGGGGUCCCCAAUGGACCCUCCAGUCCCACUAACGAGUCAGCCCCUGAGCUGCCCCAGAGACACAAUUCUUUGCAUAGGAAGACACCGGGGCCUGUCAGAGGCCUAGCGCCUCCUCCACCCACCUCAGCUUCUCCCUCGCUACAGAGUAAUAGGCCACCACCCCCAGCCCGGGACCCUCCCAGUCGGGGAGCAGCUCCUCUACCCCCACCACCCAUGAUCCGAAAUGGUGCCAGGGAUGCUCCCCCUCCCCCACCACCAUACCGAAUGCAUGGGUCAGAACCCCUGAGCCGAGGAAAGCCCCCACCUCCUCCCUCAAGGACGCCAGCUGGACCACCCCCUCCUCCUCCACCACCCCUGAGGAAUGGCCACAGAGAUUCUAUUACCACUGUCCGAUCUUUCUUGGAUGAUUUUGAGUCAAAGUAUUCUUUCCAUCCAGUAGAAGACUUCCCUGCUCCAGAAGAAUAUAAACACUUUCAAAGAAUAUAUCCCAGCAAAACAAACCGAGCUGCCCGUGGAGCCCCACCUCUGCCACCCAUUCUCAGGUGA